Molecule: messenger RNA, 2785 nt
Organism: Phalaenopsis equestris
Lineage: Eukaryota; Viridiplantae; Streptophyta; Magnoliopsida; Asparagales; Orchidaceae
Product: homeobox-leucine zipper protein ROC8-like
Exons: 10
Coding region: 478-2562 (694 amino acids)
Biological process (GO): regulation of DNA-templated transcription
Molecular function (GO): lipid binding; DNA-binding transcription factor activity, RNA polymerase II-specific; DNA binding
Source: RefSeq, a predicted model, not a curated record
CAAGGAGAGCAGGGAGAAAAUAUGAAAGUCCCGGCUUUAAAUCGCGUCGGUUACCUUUACCACUCCCUCAUUACUCUCCCUCUCUAAAGAAGAGCGAAGCAGGGCAACGAUCGCAGAGGAGAGAGAAAGUGUGUGCGGGUGUAGUGGAGGAGUGUUGAGGAAAUAAAUUCAUAGCAGACCCGGAAAUUAAUCGGUGCUUAAUAAGGGGGGAUGUUGAGUGAAAUCGUCCCGGAUUACCGCCGUUCUCUGCGACGCGGCAGCUGCUCUUUCUAUUUCUGUGAGGAUAGUGGAGGAACACCAAGAGGGAGCGAGGCUGCGAACCUGGAAGCGAAGGAUACAGGCUUCCAAACGCUCUUCUCUGCACUCCAAGUUCUACUUUGCAUUGGCUCCACUUGGAUUAAGUUGAGCAGUGGGGGAGGAGAAUAACGGCAUUACUCUGCUUCUCUGUGAGAAAAAGGGGCAAUUUUGAUAGGAGCAAUGGAUUCCGGAGAUGAGCAGGAUGUGUCGGUGCCGAAGGGGAAGAAGAAGAGAUACCACCGGCAUACCCCUCGCCAGAUUCAGGAGCUCGAAUCAAUUUUCAAGAUGUGUCCGCAUCCAGACGAGAAGCAGAGGAUGCAGCUAAGCCGGGAUUUAGGUCUGGAGCCACGACAGAUCAAAUUUUGGUUCCAGAAUCGCAGGACUCAAAUGAAGGUUCAACAUGAGAGGUCUGAUAAUUGUGUUCUGCGCUCGGAGAACGAUAGGAUCAGAUGCGAGAACAUUGCUAUGAGUGAGGCACUGAAAAACAUAAUCUGCCCAACAUGCGGGACCUCACAAUCUUCUGAGGAUUCCUACUUUGAUGAACAGAAGCUGCGCAUGGAGAAUGCCAGGUUAAAAGACGAGCUUGAUCGGGUUUCAUCAAUUACAUCGAAGUAUCUAGGAAGACCUGCAAUGCAGCUUCUUCCAAUUCAAACUUUAUCAGCUUCUUCAGUCGAUAUUGCCGUUGGUGGCUAUGAGAACACUGAGUUCCCCCCUUCCCUCGACCUCGAUUUGCUUGGCAUUGGCCUUCAAUCGAUGUCAUUCCCAUUCCCAACAGUUUCAGAUGUCGAGAGGCCGAUGAUGCUGGAACUCGCAACCCGAUCGAUGGACGAGCUCAUCAGGCUUGCACGAACAAAUGAGCCUCUUUGGACUAGAAUUGAUAGCGAUGGCAGGGAAAAUCUCAACCUUGAAACCUAUGAUGCCUUGUUUCCAAGGCCAGGGCAGCAGUUUAGGAGCGCCGAUACUCGUGUCGAGACUUCACGGGGUUCAGGAGAUGUGAUCAUGAAUUCCUUUGCAUUAGUUGAUAUGUUUAUGGACUCGAGCAAAUGGAUGGAGUUAUUUCCUACAAUUGUGUCAAAUGCAAGGACUAUUGACGUUCUCAUGUCAGGAAUGGAUGGAAGCAGGAGUGGAGCCUUAGUUUUGAUGUUUGGUGAAUUUCUGGGGCUAUCGCCAGUGGUUCCGUCUCGCGAGUUCUGCUUCCUCCGCUACUGUCAGCAGCUCGAGCAGGGAUUAUGGGCCAUUUCAGAUGUCUCUAUCCCUUCUCCAAAAGUUCAUUUUCUUCCUUCCCCAAAGCGCAGGCUGCCUUCUGGUUGCUUGAUUCAAGACAUGCCAAAUGGUUAUUCUAAGAUUGUAUGGGUUGAACACAUGGAGAUUGAAGAAAAGAAUCCAACCCACCAGCUCUACCAUGAUUUAGUUGAUAGUGGGAUAGCAUUUGGAGCGCAGAGAUGGGUUGCCACUUUACAACGAAUGUGUAGGUGGAUUUCGUGCCUAAAUUCGCCAAGGGAUCUUGGAGGAGUUAUUCCCAAUGAUGAUGGAAAGAGGAGCAUGAUGAGGCUUUCUCAGAGAAUGGUGAGCAACUUCUGCUCUACUUUGGGUUCAUACAAUGGCUACAGAUGGACUGCACCGGCCGGACUGAAUGAUGUUGGCGUUAGGGUUACCGUUCACAGGUGCUCCGACCCCGGACAACCUAAUGGAGUAUUUCUCUGUGCUGCAACUUCCUUAUGGCUACCUUACUCCCCUCAUUCUGUCUUCAGCUUUUUGAGAGAUGAGCAGUCUCGGGUUCAGUGGGAUGUUCUAUCACGUGGAAAAGCUGUUCAAGAGGUUACUCGCAUACCGAAUGGUCAACACCCUGGAAACUGCAUCUCUCUUCUUCGAGCUACCAUGAAUCCUCCCAAUAUGAAUGACAGAAGCAUGCUUAUACUACAAGAGAGCUGCACGGAUCCCUCAGGUUCACUUGUAGUCUAUGCAUCUAUAGAAGUGCCUUCCAUCAACAUCGCCAUCAAUGGAGAAGACCCAUCGUUCAUCCCCCUUCUGCCAUCGGGAUUCGUCGUGUUUCCCGAUGGCAGGUCGGGUGCUGGCAUUAAUGCAACUUCAAGCUUGAAUCCGCUGAGAGUACCGUCUGGCUCAGUGCUCACCGUCGCCUUUCAGAUCAUGGUGAGCAGUUUGCCAUCAGCGAAGCUAAGCCAUGAGUCGGUCAUGACGGUUAACAAUGUCAUCAGCACAACAGUUCAGCAAAUAAAGUCUGCUUUGCGUUCUCUUGAUCCUUGACAUAAAGGAAUCUAAUGAUAUUCUGAAACCAUUGAUGUUUAGUUUAGACGAAAUACAAUUUGUUGUUGUAGUUUGAGUAAAAAUGUAAAUUGUUCACUGGAUUUGUGAAGCUCUGCUUUUCAGUUGAAUAUAGUGAUGUUUUUAGUCUGCUGCUGAGAUUGUUGGGAUAGGUUCUAGCACUUAGUUUUUUAAAUUCCUUGUGUGUUUAAAAAAGUUUAGCUGA